AUGGAGAACUUAACAUCAUCACCAAUAUUUUCUCCUACACAACUUGUGGCAUUCCCUGAAGAAAUCAAUGGCUCAAUUCAUAACCUGAAAAUAAAUGAUAAUGGAGGUAUCCUGGCAUUUCUACCGCAACUUCCGGAGAAACCCACAGUACAAGCAAGUACUGUGGAAGUUUAUAUAAUACCAACUGAGAAAACAUUAUUUGUCCAGGGAUUUGACGUUAAUGAAUAUGCUGAUCGACCUCCAGCUUUACUUAGAGGCUGUCUAUAUAUAAGAGUCCUUAAACCAACAAAGAUAAGGUCUAUUGAAUUGCUGUUUCGAGGAGUUCAAAGAACUGAAUGGCCCGAAGGUAUACCCCCAAAAAGAAUUACCACUACGGAAAAUAAUGAAAUAUUGAAUCAUACUUGGCCCUUCUAUCAACCCACAGGUCCUCCACUUCCUAAUAAUGGAGCUGAUAUGUUUCAGGAAUUGGCUAAUCAUCAUGACGAUAGUCAUGGGCUGGACCGUGGUGAUGGAAGAAGAUACUCAGGCUCAGGUUUACGCCCUUCAAUGUCUUCAACCUCAAUUCUGUCUGAACUUAGUGGAGGAAAUUUCCUCACCAGAGCAUUAUCUCCUGUGGGAUUUGUGAAAAGAGCAGCAUCACCUUCCUUUGGAAGUUAUAACGACCAUGAAUCUGAUCCUGCUAUAGGAACUUUUGUACGUGGUGAUUAUAUUUAUAAUUUUGAACAUCCAUUACCUCCAUCUGUUCCAGAAUCAUGUAAGGUUGCCUUUGGUGAGGUUUCAUAUGAACUAUUAGUCAACGUUCAACGUCCAGGAGCAUUCAAAUCCAACCUUCAAGGUCGAAUGUCUAUUGAUGUUGUCCGAACUCCAAGUGACAUGAACCAAGAAGAAAUAGAACCAAUUGUCAUCAGUAGAGAUUGGGAAGAUCAAUUAAAAUAUGAAAUAGUUGUUGGAGCAAAAUCAAUUAUUUUGGACACUUAUAUGCCCAUGGCAUUCCGGUUCAUUCCUCUUUGGGGUAAAGUCCAAUUACAUCGAAUAAGAGUUUAUCUAACGGAGAAUUUGGAGUAUUAUUGCAAUAAUGAAAAAGUCCACAGAAUAGAGCCUCAACGGAAAUUCCUUUUACUUGAACAUAAGGCUGCAAAGGGUAAGUCUAUAUUGACAAAGAGUGGAGGAUUAGUUGAAGAAAAUUGUGAUGACGAUGAUGAAGUAUUACCAAGGGAAUUGGAGUUUCAAUUAUAUGUUCCUAAAGAUAUUGGUGAUAAAUCUAAAGUCCCUCUUCAUCCAGAUACUUCAAUUACAAAUAUCCAAUCCCAUCAUUGGAUCAAAAUCUGCCUAAGGCUUUCCAAACCUGAUCCUGAUAAUAGUGAAAAACGUAAACAUUAUGAAAUCCUGAUUGAUCUGCCUAUAAGAGUACUUUCUCCAUUGGCUGCGCAUUCAAAUACUAUUUUACCAGCAUAUGAUGAUUUCAUUCCUCCGAUAUUUGAUACUGUUGCUGCUCCUAUUUCACCUUUGAUGUCACCUGGUGUUACUCCAAUUGAUGCAACUUUGCUUUCUCAAUUAUCUCAUACAUCUUUAGACCAAUUGGCUAUUGAACGUCGUUCAGGUGGAAGUACUCCUAUUUCAUUCACCCAUAUAAAGAAUUCUGCCACUGAUGAAUUUAGAGAUCCAGAUAUGCACUUGAAUGCUAAUUUGUAUCAUCCAGCUUCAUUACAAAAUCUCUCAGAGAUGUCUUCACCUCAAGCAACACCUCAUCCUGAUACAUUUGUGUCUCCCGUGUCUUCACCUUUAAUACGACCUAUUCAUUUAUUACGACGUCCAAGUUAUAGUCCUCCUCCAUUUGAAGCUGAUACUCAACCUCCUUCCAUAGAUGAAGUGGAAGCUUUACCUCCUGCUUAUGAAGAAAAUGAAUUGUCUCUUUCACCUUUGAGAAUUGAUAUUGGAAGAGGAAGACCUCGUUCUUCCACUACAGAUUCUCUUGAAGUGCCGUCACCAUCAAAUAACGGUGGUAAGAAGGGUAUGUCUGUUAAAGAUAUGCUUUUCCGUCAAUUUGAUAAUACUUCCAGCAAAAGCCGUGAACGGACCCGCUCUACUGAAAAUGGAGGUAAUGGUAGAAACAGAAGUGGAUCAAAUUCAACACUUUUAAGUCGAAAGGAAUUGGCUAGUAAGGUUCGUCAUAAAACACCGACACAUGAAAAUAAUAAUGAUAAUGAUCUUGGUGUACUGCAAACUCAAAAUGGUUCAUCAACAGCUACAACGAGUUGUAGAACAUCUGAAGAAGAAACUACCACCACUACUACUACUGGAUCAACUCGAAAUUCAUUAUGUUCUUCAAUCAACAAUUCUAUUGGAGCAACAUCUUUAGGUAGUUCAAAUAGUGGUCGAGAUAGGCCUGCUAUUAAGGUGACAUCGCCCCAAGGUCAUAGUAUAAAUGAAGAACCAGAAAGAUCACUGUAUUAUCCAACUCCAGGGUCUCCAUUAAUAACACCACCUGAAGAGGAUGAUCUCACCGAUAUACCAAGUGCAAUCGUACCCCCACCUAAGAUGAGGGCCCUUUCACCAAUCAGAGGUCCACAGCAGCAACAUCGUUCACCAUCUAGAAGGUCUUCUGGAUCUUCAAUUAUUUCUACGGCUACAGAUAUACCAGUUGAACUCACACUCCCAUUAUUGGCAAUGUCUACUUCCUCAUUAGGACAACCAUCUGCUUAUAAUGUCAAUGUUGCAGGCAUGAACCACAUGAACGGGUCGAUAACGUCCUUGGGCCCUCUAGAUAAUCAUCGCAGACUAUCAGCUCUUGACGACCUUCAACAACCUCAAGAUGAUAAGACUACCACGCACUUAUCACCGUUUGGAAGGUUUAAUUUCCUGUAUGGAGCAGCAGGGUCAAAGAAUAAUAAUAAUAGACAUAUCCCACCAGAAGCAGACGAUAGUGAGGAUGCUAGUACCGUAGGUGGUUCUAGUAUGAUUGUCAGCAACAGUGAUGUUGAAGAUGGUACAGAAUCCACUAAUGGUACAAUUAAAGAAGCAACCAUUGGAAGAGGUAAAAGUACUUGUUUUGGAGUUAUUGAUAGAAAUGCAAAACAUUCUAACAUUGUUCUAGGAGGUGGUUAA
Molecule: messenger RNA, 3105 nt
Organism: Lizanozyma spartinae
Lineage: Eukaryota; Fungi; Ascomycota; Pichiomycetes; Serinales; Debaryomycetaceae
Exons: 1
Coding region: 1-3105 (1034 amino acids)
Biological process (GO): ubiquitin-dependent endocytosis
Cellular component (GO): cytoplasm; cytosol
Molecular function (GO): ubiquitin protein ligase binding; protein-macromolecule adaptor activity
Source: RefSeq, a predicted model, not a curated record